Molecule: messenger RNA, 899 nt
Organism: Glycine soja
Lineage: Eukaryota; Viridiplantae; Streptophyta; Magnoliopsida; Fabales; Fabaceae
Product: 50S ribosomal protein L11, chloroplastic-like
Exons: 4
Coding region: 105-752 (215 amino acids)
Biological process (GO): translation
Cellular component (GO): ribosome; large ribosomal subunit
Molecular function (GO): large ribosomal subunit rRNA binding; structural constituent of ribosome
Source: RefSeq, a predicted model, not a curated record
CGAGAUAUCGUUGAGAGUUUUUACAGGCCUGGUUCGGGAGACUAUAGGAUACGGCUUUUUAUCCGAACUGAACUCUUGGGGAAGGGAAUUCCACCCACUCAUCAAUGGCAUCUACUCUCUUCGCUUGCCCGUCGUUGUGUUCCUCCUCUUCUUCUAUAUUUUCUACUUCCGUCAAAUUCUCCUUAAACCCGAAUAAAAUUUCUCUUCCGUUCGCCGGAAACAAAAAACCUCUUUCGGCUCCAAUUCGAAGGCGGUUCAAUGUCAUUGCUAUGGCUCCCCCUAAACCCGGUGGGAAGGCCAAGAAAGUGGUUGGAAUUAUAAAGCUGGCUCUUGAAGCUGGGAAGGCUACACCUGCUCCUCCCGUUGGCCCUGCUCUUGGUUCCAAGGGUGUCAAUAUUAUGGCUUUCUGUAAGGAUUACAACGCUAGAACCGCCGACAAGCCCGGUUAUGUCAUUCCUGUGGAAAUUACAGUCUACGACGAUAAAAGCUUUACUUUCAUAUUGAAGACCCCACCUGCUUCGGUUCUACUUCUUAAAGCCGCUGGGGUGGAAAAGGGUUCAAAAGACCCCAAGGCGGAAAUGGUAGGAAAGGUCACGAUUGAUCAAUUGCGUACAAUUGCUGCUGAAAAGCUACCGGACUUGAAUUGCUCGAGUAUCGAAUCAGCUAUGAGAAUUAUAGCGGGCACUGCGGCAAACAUGGGGAUUGUGGUUGAUCCUCCUGUUCUUGAACCCAAACAGAAGGAAUUUGUGUAGAGAAAUUUCAGUUUGGCCGAGUGUAAAAUCGCGCAGGACAUAUUUACUGACUUGUUUUGUCUUCUAAACAGCAAGGGAAACAGUUCUUUUUAGUUAUUUGUUAUUUGCAUGAAUGAUAUUUAAUUACAUAGCAUAUCAUCAUAAAGA